This is a messenger RNA of Rosa rugosa (rugosa rose), 954 nucleotides long. RefSeq names its product psbP domain-containing protein 3, chloroplastic. The record is from RefSeq and is a predicted model, not a curated record. Gene Ontology annotation, cellular component: extrinsic component of membrane; photosystem II; photosystem II oxygen evolving complex. The coding region runs from base 45 to 803 and encodes 252 amino acids. Lineage: Eukaryota; Viridiplantae; Streptophyta; Magnoliopsida; Rosales; Rosaceae. Gene Ontology annotation, molecular function: calcium ion binding. The transcript is spliced from 9 exons. Gene Ontology annotation, biological process: photosynthesis.
GCAAAAGAUAUGAAGUGGAAGAAGCAGAAGGCAAUCUAAAAGGCAUGGCUUCCGUUGCGUCUUGGCAUCCUCUGUUCCUUCGACCUCGCACAAGCAAUUUCACCGCAACCUCGAAGAACCCAGGCACCGCCAUAUGUAGAAAGAGCUAUCUCCAAUGUUGCAACAACAAAAAACAAGAACCACAACUAGAACAAGAAGAAAAACCAGUUUUUGGGAUGCAAUGCCAAGCCAAGAGAAGACAAGUUUUGCUUGGGACGACUUUUGCUGCAUUUUCUUUUCCGGAAAUUUAUUCAAAAAACAUUGCAUUGGCCGAGAAUGAGGGUUUUCGUGUUUUCACCGAUGAUGUCAACAAGUUCCAGAUAUCAAUUCCCCUAGACUGGCAAGUAGGCGCAGGAGAACCAAGUGGGUUCAAGUCAGUUACUGCUUUCUACCCGGAAGCGGGUUUUAGCUCAAUUAGUGUCGUAAUCACGGGGCUUGGUCCGGAUUUUACAAAGAUGGAAUCCUUUGGCAAGGUUGAAGAAUUUGCUGAGACUCUGGUCAGCGGACUAGAUAGGAGCUGGCAAAGGCCGGCAGGAGUUUCAGCAAAACUCAUAGAUUGCAAAUCAUCUAAAGGGCUUUACUACAUUGAGUAUUCACUGCAAAAUCCUGGUGAUAGUAUGAAGCACCUCUAUUCAGCUCUUGGGAUGGCAAGCAACGGCUGGUACAACAGAUUAUAUACCGUCACCGGCCAGUUUGCAGAGGAAGAAUCGGAUAAGUACAGUUCCAAAAUUGAGAAGGCUGUAAAAUCCUUUAAGUUCAACUGAGAUGUGCCAAGAGAAGAUUAUGCAGAUUGUGACUUAACCACGGAUUUGUGUAAAUAACAUUGCAGCAGUACCUUUUAAAAUAUGGAAGUUUCAGAAAUAUUUGUUAUGAAUAUAUGCUUUUGGAAGAGUCGGUGCAGUUCAACACUUCAAC